This is a messenger RNA of Eupeodes corollae, 1087 nucleotides long. RefSeq names its product TOX high mobility group box family member 4. The transcript has 2 exons. Gene Ontology annotation, cellular component: nucleus. The record is from RefSeq and is a predicted model, not a curated record. Lineage: Eukaryota; Metazoa; Arthropoda; Insecta; Diptera; Syrphidae. Gene Ontology annotation, molecular function: chromatin DNA binding. Gene Ontology annotation, biological process: regulation of transcription by RNA polymerase II. Bases 155 to 973 code for a protein of 272 amino acids.
GCAAAAAAAAAAAGAAAGAAAAACAGUAUAGACUUCAAUCGGCCGAAAUAAUCUAGACUAGACAACAUUUUUAUUUUUGAUUUUGGAUUGAUAUUUUAUUAUUAUUUAUAAAAGAAAAUAUAAUUUGCCUAUCGGAUGUAACAAGUCUUAAAUAAUGAAUGCUCAGUUCCAUACGCCUUCGUUCGGGGAUGAAGAAUUCAACUUAACUGAUGUAGAACCUGAGCCAGCAAUUCAAGUAUCAAACGCCAACAAAUUCAAUGUUAUUAGCCAGCAAGUCCCAACGAAAGUUGCUCCUCCGGAACCAGUGAAGCCAGUCUCAGCAUAUGCACUUUUCUUUCGAGACACAGUCAGUGCUAUCAAAGUCCAAAAUCCCAAUACAUCUUUUGAAGAAAUUUCAAAAAUAGUUGGUUCCAUGUGGCAAGUGCUUGAUCCAAGUCACAAAAACGUAUACAACCAAAAAAGUGAUUUGGCAAAGAAAGAAUACAUUCAGAAGAUGGCAGCCUAUCGAAAUUCUCAAAUGCGUCAAGUUGUUCCAGAUGAGCCGACAUCUAACAGCUUCGACCAGGUGGAUAUUAUCCAGCAUCCUAAUAUUUCCCCAAAGACCGUGCCACUUACUUCGCGACCAGUGGUCUUUACAAUUUCCCCCAGACAAACGGCAACGGGUGAGACACAAUCCUCGGCGAACGACCAUCAAGCGGCAACAGUAGUUCCAAACAAUAUAGUUUAUUGUAACAAUGUGAAUCAACAGCAGCAGCUACAGCAAUCGACAAAUAAACCUAAUGAACCUCAGAAUGUACAACAAACAAACGACACCAGCUCCACUCAGAUUUGUCUGCGAGAAAACUGCAACAAACAAGCCAUCAUAAAUACAGACUGGGAGGAUGAGUACUGCAGCAAUGAAUGUGUUGUUAUCCAUUGUCGCAAUGUAUUUAACCAAUGGGUGAAAUCAAAUGCGGAAGAGCAGGCGUCAUAGUUUUAGUAAAUUUUUCAUUAAAAUGGAAUGAAAUUAAAAUAAAAAUUCACUGUUUUUAAAUUGUAAAAUUUCAAUUUCAAUAAAUUUAGAUUCAAAAACUUCUUACAAACAAAA